Messenger RNA from Fusarium graminearum PH-1, 330 nucleotides. RefSeq lists its product as uncharacterized. Lineage: Eukaryota; Fungi; Ascomycota; Sordariomycetes; Hypocreales; Nectriaceae. The transcript has a single exon. The record is from RefSeq and is a predicted model, not a curated record. The coding region runs from base 1 to 330 and encodes 109 amino acids.
AUGGUCAUCAGCGCCCUGAUUUUACAGAAGUAUCUCAAACAACGGAUGACACCUGGAGAGAGUUUGACGGUGGUGACCAUCUCAGAGCCGUCAACCGGAGCGAAGUUGAAAACUAUGUGCAGGUUUCAUGUUCUGGGAUCCUUAUCAAAGGACGAUGGCGCUUCUCAUGCCUAUGUUGCCAAGAUCUUUUAUCAGUCUCUGAAGCAGAACGAGUCGGGUCAAACUACGGAUUGGAUGGUGGCAAAGGCAUUACAUGACGCUAUAGAGAGCGAUAGAGAUCUUGCAAAGGAUCCACGUUGGUGGGCUCCGUACAUUCACUCAGGUCCUUGA